AUGGACCCAGCAAAAUUGGCAAAACUGCAGGCCGCCGCUGCGGCGAACAGGAUCGGUGGCAAGGGAACCGUGCGCCGAAAAAUUGUGCGGAAAACUAAGCCAUCGGCGGCCCAGGAUGACAAAAAGCUGCAAGGCGCACUCAAAAAGUUGAAUGUGCAGCCCAUUGCGGGUGUUGAGGAAGUUAACAUGUUCAGGGAAGAUGGAAAUGUACUUCAUUUCACUGCGCCAAAAGCGCGUUGUAUCCCCCUCUCUUCUUGUGACAAGGCAAGGGUACACGCCGCUGCACCUGCCAACACAUUCGCUAUCUACGGCACAGGACAUGUGAAGGAGCUCACAGAGCUCGUCCCCGGCAUCUUGAAUCAACUGGGCCCUGACUCGCUCGCCUCUCUGCGCAAGCUGGCCGAGUCUUACCAGGCCAUUCAACAAGGCCAGCAACGACCUGCCCAGGAAGAGGCGGACGACGAUGACGACGAUGAUGUCCCAGAUCUUGUGGAAAACUUUGAUGUUGAGGCGGAUGUCAAGGCCAGCUUGGACUAG
Molecule: messenger RNA, 537 nt
Organism: Laccaria bicolor S238N-H82
Lineage: Eukaryota; Fungi; Basidiomycota; Agaricomycetes; Agaricales; Hydnangiaceae
Exons: 4
Coding region: 1-537 (178 amino acids)
Cellular component (GO): nascent polypeptide-associated complex; cytosol
Source: RefSeq, a predicted model, not a curated record